This is a messenger RNA of Cololabis saira (Pacific saury), 3787 nucleotides long. RefSeq names its product WD repeat and HMG-box DNA binding protein 1 (gene wdhd1). Gene Ontology annotation, molecular function: protein binding; chromatin binding. Gene Ontology annotation, cellular component: nuclear replication fork. The record is from RefSeq and is a predicted model, not a curated record. Bases 148 to 3558 code for a protein of 1136 amino acids. Gene Ontology annotation, biological process: mitotic cell cycle; DNA-templated DNA replication; DNA repair. NCBI's taxonomy places the organism in Eukaryota, Metazoa, Chordata, Actinopteri, Beloniformes, Belonidae. The transcript has 25 exons.
CGGGAGAUCCAGCAGAAGCGUCAGUGUCACCGGGGGAACGUUUCAGUCGUUUCUGUAACUUGUACUUAUCCCGGCGUUUUUAAACAUCCCAGGUCGACGCGCGGGGCUCUAAUCGGUACGAGCGUGCAGUGUGGGGUUUAGUCCGCCAUGCCUUGUGAGAGGAAGCCGCUGCGCUACGGCCACUCGGAGGGCCACACCGAGGUGUGCUUCGAUGACCAGGGGAAGUACAUCGUGACUUGUGGAAACGAUGGAGACGUUCGGAUAUGGGAAAGCCUGGACGAUGACGAUCCCAAGUUCAUCACAGUCGGGGAGAAGGCGUACUCUCUGGCACUGAAGAACGGGAAGCUGGUGACGGCGAGCUCCAACAACACCGUCCAGAUCCAUACGUUUCCAGACGGAGACCCCGACGGCAUCCUGACGCGGUUCACCACCAACGCCACGCACGUGGCCUUCAACAGCAUCGGCUCUCGGGUCGCAGCUGGAUCAAGUGACUUCCUGGUGAAGGUGGUGGAGGUGUCGGACAGCAGCCAGCAGAAAACACUGCGGGGUCACGAGGCGCCGGUCCUCAGCGUCUCCUUUGACUCCAAAGAUGAAUUCUUGGCCUCGGCCGGCUGCGACGGCGCCGUCGUGGUGUGGAACAUCGAGGAGCAGACUCAGGUGAUCCAGUGGCCUCUGCUGCAGAAGACCAACGACGUGAGCAACGCCACGUCCCUGUGUCGCUUGGCCUUCCAGCCGUCGCCGGCGAAGUUUUUAGCAGUUCCCGUAGAAACCAGGGUGCACCUGUACGAGCGGGGGUCCUGGGACCACACGGGGACUCUGUCUGAUGAUGCAGUCACGCAGCCCAUCAACGUGGUGGCCUGGUCUCCGUGCGGGCGCUACCUGGCGGCCGGCGGCGUGGGGGGCUCGCUGACGGUGUGGGACGUGAACAGCAAGCUGUGUGUGGAGAGGCAGAAACACGAGAAAGGAUUCACGGUGAGCGGUUUGGCCUGGCAUCCAUCAGGCAGCCAGAUCGCCUACACCGACACGGAGGGGUGUCUGGGCCUGCUGGACGGAGUCUGCACCGGAGACAACAAGGCCACCGCCACCAAGCCGACGGCAGCAAAGAAACCUGCCAAAGACUACGACGACCUGUUUGACGACGACGAUGACGGACUCAUGGACGAAGGACAGAGUGACACCAACUCACCGGCUAAGAAACCCGUCGCCGGGGACGACGACGAUGACGACGACUUCCUGAUACCGUCCACGGGGCGGGUGAGGAACAGAGGGGCCAUCCUGGACGACGAGAACUCCCUCGACACGGGAUCUUUGCAGCUCGGGCAGGACAGACUUGGCCUCGACGAUGACGACGAUGCGGGCAGCGCGGUGGUCCCUGUAGCCGCCCUGCAGGCGCCCCAGCGCCCCGUCUACGACGGUCCCAUACCGUCUGCGCCCCAGAAGGCCUUCCAGCCCGGCUCCACCCCGGCACACCUCACACACCGCUUCAUGGUGUGGAACUCCGUGGGGAUCGUGCGAGGCUACAACGACGAGCAGGACAACGCCAUCGACGUGGAGUUCCACGACACGGCCGUGCACCACGCCAUGCACCUCACCAACACGCUGGGCCACACCCUGGCCCAGGUCUCCCAGGAGGCCGUGCUGCUGGCCUGCCCCGGCACCGACGAGCUGGCCAGCAAGCUGCAGUGUCUGCACUUCUCGUCCUGGGACACCAACAAGGAGUGGAUGCUGGACCUGCCCAAGGGCGAGGACGCCAAGGCGCUGUGCCUGGGCCAGGGCUGGGCGGCCGUCGCCACCAGCGCGCUCAUGCUGCGCCUCUUCUCCGUGGGAGGAGUGCAGAGGGAAAUGUUCAGCCUCCCGGGGCCCGUGGUGUGCCUGGCGGGCCACGGGGAGCAGCUGCUGGUGGUCUACCACCGAGCGACAGGCUUUGACGGGGAGCAGGCGCUGGGAGUUCAGCUGCUGCAGUUGAGUCGCAGGAGGAGGCAGGUCAUCAGUGGAGAACCGCUCCCCCUCUCCCACAGGUCCUACCUGGCCUGGCUCGGGUUCACCGCUGAAGGCACGCCCUGCUACGUUGAUUCAGAGGGAGUGGUCCGGAUGCUGAACCGCUCCCUGGGCAACACCUGGACGCCGGUGUGCAACACCAGGGAGACGUGCAAAAGUAAAUCGGAUCACUACUGGGUGGUGGGAGUGCACGAGAACCCCCAGCAGCUCAGGUGUAUUCCCUGUAAAGGUGCCAGGUAUCCUCCCACCCUGCCCAGACCUGCGGUCGCCAUCCUGCCCUUCAAGCUGCCUCUGUGUCAGAUCGCCACGGAGAAGGGGCAGAUGGAGGAGCAGUUCUGGCGGUCGGUCCUCUUCCACAACCACCACGACUUCCUGUCCUCCAGCGGCUACGAGCUGGACGAGGACGCCCACAGCCAGUCGCAGAAGGAGCAGCAGGAGCUGCUCAUGAAGAUGUUCGCGCUGUCCUGCCGGCUGGAGAGGGAGUUUCGCUGCGUGGAGCUGGCCGAGAUGAUGCCUCAGAACGUGGUGACGCUGGCCAUCCGCUACGCGUCCCGGUCCCGCCGCCUGGCCCUCGCCCAGCGGCUCAGCGAGAUCGCGCUGGAGAAAGCCAACCAGGCGGAGGAGGACGAGCCGGAGCAGCAGGAGGAAAAUCACGAGUACGCCGGCAUCAGACGAACCUCUGGGUUCGGUCAGACUGAGCCCACAGCAGGACGUUACAGCUCCAGACAUCACCAGGAGGAGGAGGAGGAACGAGGAGAGGAGGUGGAGGAGGAGGAAGAGGAGGAUGAGAGCGGGGGAGGGGAGGUGGAGAUGGAGGAAGCUGCAGAAACCAGGAAACGUGUGAAUCCGUUCGCUAAAGAAGCCGCUUCACCCGCGGUGCCGUCGCUGACGCCGCUCGGGAAGUUGGGACGUGCCAACCCGUUCAAGGUUGCUGGUUCAGGAAAGCCAUCGUCCUCAUCUGGUCCGGCUCGGGUGACAAACAUCCUGGACAGCAUGUCGUCCAGCAGGAAGUCUGCUCCACUCAGCGGAUCUGCAGGGAAACCCAACAAAACCCCCGUCCUCAAACCGCUGGCCCCGAGACCCAAGAACAAGACGCAGUCCACUCUGCUGCAGAUGACCGGCAACAAGACCGCCCCCAAGAAGCCCUCGGAGAGCACAGAACCAGCCGGGGAUCAGCAGAAACGAGCGGAGGCUCCGCCUCCAAGCUCACCUGCAGAUAACACAGAAAACACCAGGCCGAAGACGGGCUUCCAGCUGUGGCUGGAUGAAAACAGGAAGAGCAUUAUUGCAGAUGAUCCCGAGCUGGAGGAGACGGACAUCAUCAAAGAGGCCAUGGGUCGCUUCAGGACGCUGUCGGCCGAGGAGAGACUGUCGUGGACAGAAAGAGCAAAAGCUCCAAGUGGAGACGCAGCAGAGAUGAAGAAGAGGAAAAGAGCCGAAGGAGGAGGAGGAGGAGAUGCAGAGAAGGAAAUGACAGAAGCUGAUGAAAACACUCCCAGGAAGAAAAAAUCCCUCGAUCCGUCCGCCAAGCUUUCAGCGUUUGCCUUCAACAAAAACUGAACUCCAGGUGGCGCCGGCCACUUAGACCUUUUCAUAGAUAUCUAAAAAUCUGUUUGUAUGGAGUCAGGUGUUGUGUUUUGAUGCCUUUUAAGAUGAUCUCCUGGGGGAUCGAAGACGUUCAUCCAUACCUCCUGUUACUGAUGAGGAGUGUUUGGCUUCUGCUUGUUUUUAUGUUUGCAACAAAAACACUUUACUGUUUCAACAAUUUAAUAAAUGUACAUUUGUAGUA